AUGUCCGAUUCCAAUCAAGACAAACCUCUCCUCGUCAUCGGGGCCGGAUGCGGUCGAACCGGAACGGCUAGUUUAAAACGAGCACUGGAAAUACUCCUGAAGCGUCCGUGUUAUCACAUGUUUCAAAUGAUCGAUCAUCAUCCAGAUCAUCCAGAGAAAUGGAUCGAACUGGACAGGCAAAUAACCGAAUCGAAGCGUCCGGGUGGUUCGCCGGUAGACAUACAAUUGAUUCGACAACUUCUGCAUGGGUACGGUGCAGCGGUGGAUUUUCCGGCAGCGGCUUAUUAUUCGUACAUCAUGCAAGCUUAUCCGGAUGCAAAGGUAAUCUUGACAGUACGCGACACACGAAGUUGGAUUCAGAGUGCCCGUUCCACUAUUUUCGCCCAUGACAAUUAUGAUCCCCCAUGGUAUGUACGAUGGUUUCCCUCUUUUGUUACCCCUCAUGCCACAGACAUAGUGGCACAGCGUUCAUUUGAACACACCUUCGGUGGGAAUGUGUUCCAAAUGGACGAUGAACAACUCGGUCGAGCAUUUGAUCAAUGGAAUUCGGACGUCCAGUCCAAAGUCCAGCAAGAACGUUUGCUAGUGUUCCACGUGCAAGACGGAUGGGAACCGUUGUGCAAAUUUUUACAGUUGGACAUUCCGACCGAAUCGUUUCCAUAUGCGAAUGACCGUGAAGAAUUUCAGCGACGAGUUAAUCCCUCUGGUCGUUCUCCGGUCGUUAUCGGACUCGGUGUGCCAGUUGUGUUGGCCAUGCUCACUGUGGGAAUUGGUGUCCUUCUGCACCACAGAUGA
Echinostoma caproni is the source of this 795-nucleotide messenger RNA. NCBI's taxonomy places the organism in Eukaryota, Metazoa, Platyhelminthes, Trematoda, Plagiorchiida, Echinostomatidae. The record is from the annotation of a GenBank genome assembly.